Messenger RNA from Rhinolophus ferrumequinum (greater horseshoe bat), 2418 nucleotides. RefSeq names its product protein FAM209B. The record is from RefSeq and is a predicted model, not a curated record. Lineage: Eukaryota; Metazoa; Chordata; Mammalia; Chiroptera; Rhinolophidae. The coding region runs from base 1765 to 2277 and encodes 170 amino acids. The transcript is spliced from 2 exons.
CAUCCAAACUGCAGCAUCUCAACACCCUUCUUCCCCUCAAGGUCACUUUCAAAAUCUCAGCUUUCCCCCCUCCCCACCACGCUCUUCCUGCUUUGCCGCUGGUCCUCUUCUGGUGGGAAGUGCUUUCGAUGUUUGAGUUCACUGUAAACCAAAAAACGUGAUUCCAUCAAGUACACAUCAACAUUUCCAAACUACGAAGCUUCCUGAGCACGUCUGUUGGGGGUCGAAUUCGUAAAUCAAGUCUGUCCCUUCCUGCGUCACACCAUAACCACUAAAUCUUAAAGCACCAUGUGGGGUAGUGAAAAUGCAGGGUACCUGCAGACCUGGGGUCACUGCACAAUACUCUGCAGAAGCUCAGACUCUUCCCUCAAGAGCCAUGUGAAUCAGAGACGGGACAGGGUGGUGGUUUCUAGGAUGAGCCCCUCCCGGUCACAGGGCACACCCUCCAGCCCGCAGCCAUAGACAGCAGGCCAGCUGCUUCCAAAGGGCCCCUCGUAAGUAGUGAGGAGCAGCCCCUCAGGAGGAAUGGACUGGAGUAACUGCGCGGCCCCCUGCAGGACGGCCCCCCACUCCUCUGCAGACAGCAUGCUGUGUGUGGAGAGGGGCCAUCGGUGCAGCACAGCUCAACCAUCCGCCUCCUCUUCGGUUUCGAACAGCCUGGCAGAACUCUUGUGUCGCUGGCCAGAGCUCAGCAGUUUGAGGCGGUGCAGGGACCCAGGGGACCCUUAACAGAGUCAGCAGAAGGUUUUAUUCCUCGGGGAUACGUCUGUGAAUCAGAAGGCCGCAGGGAACAAGUACAAGCCUUGUGCUUCGUGAACUGGGAUUUCUUGUUCUGUGUCAUCUUUAGAAGCUGACGGCUUCAAAUACACGGGCCACUGAGCCCUAGUUAUACUCCUGGCAUUGGCCUCGGUUGUCUUCUCCGGGUCUUCACACACGUCUGGUGUCACCUUUCUCCCCGUAUAAUGCAGCCAACUCCUGACCAUGCCUCAGACUCGGCCCCCAUGUCUUCCUGCAUGAGAUAACCUAGAGUACUCUUCUUGUUCUCUGCUCUCAAAGCUCUCUGCUCUUACCACAGUUGUCACAUGUUAUACUCUUAAUGAACCAGGGAUUGUACACCCAGGUAAAGUCAGUAAGGGCGUGUGAGGCGACAGCGCUGGAGACGGUGGACACGAUAUGACCAGCUCGCUUCCUCUUUGGUUCCACGCAGAGUGGCCCUGUGUUCUGAGAUCUUCCAUAUUUUCUAAAGGAGUCAGACAUCUUGGUUUUUAACAUGAAGUUCCCCCUCGCCAACAAUUAAAUAGUGUAAAUAGUUAUUUUUAGAAAUGUAGACCAAGGAAAACAUCACUGGCUCCUAAUUUGUCGCCUCUAGUUUUACCUCUUUCCCACUCGGUUCUCGGCCCCACAGGGGCACAUGCUACGUCUGCUCUGCUCGCCAUGCCUUGGGGAUUCAGCAAACGAAACGCAGCUAAAUGAAGACGUCUGCCGAUGAGUGCCAGGGGCGGACAGACGAGCGAGGACACAGCAUUCCAUCAUCGCCUCCACUCUCCCAUUGCCCGCCGGAAAUGUCUCCAGGUCCCUUUACAUCCUACUCCUGGGCGGCCACCCUGGGCUCAUUAUCCCCUACCCUGCUGGCAUCACAAUGACCAGACCUUCUGGCUUGGGGCCUCUGUGACAUCACCGAUGGCCCGGCCCUAAGUACCCAGUAUCCAGGUACGAGGCAAACAGACCCACCAUGAGCAACUUCCUCUCCCGUCGCUGCUCACCAUGCUGACGCCGAAAUGGUUUUUGUUCCUGCUUCUGUGCCUCUCUUGCGGCUAUGCCCUCAUGUUUUCUUCUCUGAGGGACAAAGGCAAAGACCCCCAGGGAAAUGUGCCUUGCGGAGGGCACUUUCGGAGUAGGCAGAACCUACCGGAGCAUGGCCACGGCUGGCUUGGGAGCAAGUGGCUCUGGGUGGUUUUUGUUUUUAUGGUUUACGUGAUACUAAAGUUUCGGGGAGAUAGUGAGAAGAGUAAGCAGAACCCUCCUCCUGGCCUUCGAAGCUGUUCAUUUUGCCCUCCCCUAAAGAAAAAUCAGAAUGCUUCCUCCAACAAAGACAAUACAUUCAACACCCUAACCCAACUCGAGAUGGACCUGGUGAAAUUUGUGUCCAAGGUGCGGAAUCUGAAAGUCGCCAUGACAACCAGCAGUAAGCCCAAGCCUCAGCACCUAGAGAUACCUGCAGACCCACAAAAUAGUGUUACAAUAUAUGAAAUAUGGGGUGAAGAAGAAUACGAAUGAAUGCAUUUGUGUGUUGAAGUAGGAGAGAAAAAGUUGAGUGUUGACGAACCAUACACAAACUAUUAAAACUAUUCUGAAGAAAAAGAAAUGUCGAAUUUCAGGUUUUUUCCCCCUCUUUUGUUAAAGUUGAGAAAAUAAAUG